UCAAGCAUCUACUGCGAUCACUGCGGACCGUGGUCGACAAGAAAAGCAUUGACAUACCACUGACAUACCAUUAUAUUCAUCUCUAUAUCAUCUAAAUUCGCUUGCUAUACCACCGUGACAUCCAAGAUGUCAUUCAUAGAUACACUUCAAAAUGCCCUUGACCGCAUGUUACCAAGGAGGUCAAAGACUAACACAGUACCAGCAGCAGUUGGGAUAGGAAAUGGGCUUGGUAUGGUCAACUACGAGGACGACAUGAUUAUAAGCAAGCCUGCCAUCAUAUUUCACAUUUCUCAGACAUUCUUCAACUUUCUCGCAAUGGCUUGCUUUGCAAGCGUAGCCAGUUUUCAAGCAAAGUGGGGAAUAGGGCCUUCUGGUCUCUCAGGAUUCGCGAUCUUCGUGAGCGUCACAGGAAUAUUCCUAUCCCUAUUUCUCCUCUUCGUACCUGUCGUAUACGAGAAAUACGACAAACUCAUUCGCCUAGCCCGUACCCUCAAAGAAGUACGCGUCGGCUUCAUCCUCGUUGGCAGCGGCUGCAUUUUCAGCCUCCUCAUCGCAUUCAUCACCACAAUCUCAGCGUGGACAGAGCCUGGUUGCAAAAACGCGGAUAACGAUCCUCAUGCGAGCCUUGGCGACGCGUUUACGAGCGCCCUCCCUGGCUGGUGCAGCACGAAGAAAGCAGGUGCUAUAUUCUUUUGGUUAGCGUUUGGCUUCUGGCUCGCAUCCUUUGUCUUGCUUAUCAUUGACUGGCGCGCCGGAAACCUCACAUCCCCACCCCGCGAUCUCCCAUUCACGCGUCCCCACUCUGACAUCGAAGAAGGCGAAGAAGCAGAAGUAGAAGAAGAAGAAGAAGGCGGACACUCAUACCAACCCGUCGCCACCAACACAGCGCCCACAUACCCCCGCCAAUCAACAUACGACAACUCUAACGCCUCCGCGUCUCCAUUCGCAGACUCCAACCGCCUCUCAGCCGCUCCCACCAAUACCAAUACAACCUACCUACCCUCAAUCAACACAAAUCGUUUCUCAACAGCAGACUCAAGCGCUAAUCGCACAUCUGCAUAUUCAACCGCACCCACUACUACCACCGCUCCUACUACAAGCACCAACAUGGGUUACGCUACUUCUAGACCUAGUAUGGACGCGUAUGGCGCGUUUUCAGACCCUGCACCGAGUGGGUUCGGGGGCGUGUCGGCGUCAUAUGCGCCCACUGCAUCAGAUUCUGGGUCUGGGGCGCCGAAAGUGAGUAGGACGAUGCAAUAUGCGGAUCCGUAUGCUGCUGUGCGGGCAUCGCUGGCGACGAGCACAGCUACGGGUGCGCCGGCUCCGACGAAAUCUAGCUACGAACCGUAUACUGGGUACCGAUAGUGUACCCUUUAUCAUGAUGGUGGACCGGACUGGCGAUAUUUAUGUAGAUGGUUGAUGUUUACGCGCGGAUAUAUACCCGCAACAUGCUCUUCUCGUUAGCGCUUAUAAUAGGCUUGAUGUCGUAGGAUUGUGUAUUAUCCAUGGACCAUUUGCACUGCAUGUCUUUUACAUAAACUUGUACUGAAACUUGGAGGGAUAUCGAUAAUCAA
Suillus discolor is the source of this 1574-nucleotide messenger RNA. RefSeq lists its product as uncharacterized. NCBI's taxonomy places the organism in Eukaryota, Fungi, Basidiomycota, Agaricomycetes, Boletales, Suillaceae. The transcript is spliced from 5 exons. Bases 127 to 1365 code for a protein of 412 amino acids. The record is from RefSeq and is a predicted model, not a curated record.